UUACUAGAAUAGUUAUUUGAUUAUUAUUUAUUUGUUACUCUCUCUUUCUCUUUUAAUCAUAUUGAAUAAUAUUACUUUCUGUGUUAAAAUUGAAGAUACCUACUUUUGUCAUCAGAUAUGGCCGACGCUUUUGACAAACUUCGUAUGAUGGAAGACGAAAUGAACAAAUUUGAAGAAGAAAUUGGGAUACCUAAUUAUAUGGACACACCUGGUGCUCAAUCAUACGGUAACUUAAAUAAAUUGAUAAAAUAUAUAAAUAUCUUACCUCAAAUAAUGAAGAGAAAUCAAGUCUUUGGUGCUCCUAAACUGUAUACAUCUAAACCUGAACCACCUCAAAUACCUACAAAUGAUAUGAUGAUUAAAGCAGAAGACAUAUUAAAAAUGACAACAAGCAUCAAUCCAUUAAAAAAAGAAUCAAAGAAGUCACAACCCACAAUAUUACCAGGUAAAGAAAUGGCAGAGGCCGUUAAAGCAACAUCUAAAACAGUUGUUGUAUCAGCUGGAGGUAAUGCUGUGGCCGCAGCUGAAUGUGCUGCUUCAAUCCCAAAUCAAUCUGCCAAGAGCAAAGGGAAAAAAAAUAAGAAAUUUAUACGAACUUCUGGAGGACAGGUUUGGGAAGAUCAGACACUAUCUGAAUGGGAUGAAGAUGAUUUUCGACUAUUUUGUGGAGAUUUAGGAAAUGAUGUAACUGAUGAAUUAUUAGCUCGAACGUUCAGUCGAUAUCCUUCAUUUCAAAAAGCACGUGUAGUWCGUGAUCGCCGAACUAUGAAAACUCGAGGUUUUGGGUUUGUAUCAUUCAAAGAYCCAGCUGACUUUAUUAGAGCUACAAAAGAACUUAAUGGUCGAUAUGUGGGUAGUAGACCAAUAAAAUUACGGAAGAGUAUGUGGAAAAAUAGAAGUUUGGAAGUAACYAAAAAGAAGGAAAAAGAAAAGGCUGCACUCAUUAAUUUACUAACUGGUCAAUCUUCAUAAMCAAUGAUAUUUUUUAUUUUUACCAUAUAAAUAAACUAAAUGUUUCUGUAAAAUUGUAAGCAAAUGAUAUAGUUUUAUUUGAUUUUUAGUUCUUAAUUUUUCAAAAUAAGAUUUUGCUAUUAAGG
This is a messenger RNA of Diuraphis noxia (Russian wheat aphid), 1097 nucleotides long. RefSeq names its product RNA-binding protein 42. Lineage: Eukaryota; Metazoa; Arthropoda; Insecta; Hemiptera; Aphididae. Gene Ontology annotation, molecular function: mRNA binding. The record is from RefSeq and is a predicted model, not a curated record.